Malaya genurostris is the source of this 886-nucleotide messenger RNA. RefSeq names its product collagenase-like. Gene Ontology annotation, molecular function: serine-type endopeptidase activity. NCBI's taxonomy places the organism in Eukaryota, Metazoa, Arthropoda, Insecta, Diptera, Culicidae. Gene Ontology annotation, biological process: proteolysis. The coding region runs from base 5 to 778 and encodes 257 amino acids. The transcript has a single exon. The record is from RefSeq and is a predicted model, not a curated record.
UAUCAUGUUUAAGUUAACUAUUGUCAUCGUGGCUUUUCUAGCGAUAGACUCUGCUUCACCAGCUGAGCUCCCGUCUCGUAUUGUCAACGGAGAAGCGGCGGUCGUAGGCCAGUUUCCGUAUCAAGUUCUUCUAAAGAUCCAAUUAUCACAAGGACGAGCUCUAUGUGGUGGUAGUCUGUUGAGUGAUCAAUGGAUUCUAACGGCCGGUCACUGCGUCCAAGGUGCCAGUUCUUUUGAGGUUACUCUGGGAGCGCUUGAUUUAGUGGAUAAUGGAAACGAUGGUCGUGUUGUGCUAACCGCAACGGAAUACAUUCGUCAUGAUCGAUAUAAUCCACUGUUUGCCGUCAACGAUAUAGCCGUUAUCAAACUGCCAACACCCAUUGUGUUGAGUGAUAGAAUUCAACCGAUUAAGCUACCUACAAACAGUGAUAAAUUUACCGGUCAGAAGGUUGUGGUCAGUGGAUGGGGACUACAGAAAAAUGGUGGAAACGUAGCUGAGAAGUUACAGUUUGCUCCUCUGAAGGUGAUCACUAACCUCGAGUGUAUGAGAACAUAUAGCCCAAUAGUUAUCAGAAAAUCCACUCUUUGUGCUCGGGGAGAAGCAAAACAAUCACCUUGUAACGGAGAUUCCGGAGGUCCUUUGGUACUGGAAGGUACAAAUGUUCUGGUAGGUGUGGUCAGCUUUGGACAUGCUACUGGUUGCGAGUUGGGAUCUCCGGCUGCCUUUGCCCGUGUAACGUCUUUUGCUGAUUGGAUCAGGAAAACCACUGGACUUUGAAAGAAUACACUAAGCCUUUGGAUUAGAUUGAUUUUGGAUAAUGAAAUGUAGUUAGCCGUUUGCUUCAAACAGCGCAUGGAACAUUAAACUUAAAGAUGAAUAACAAAA